Molecule: messenger RNA, 1344 nt
Organism: Cryptococcus wingfieldii CBS 7118
Lineage: Eukaryota; Fungi; Basidiomycota; Tremellomycetes; Tremellales; Cryptococcaceae
Exons: 4
Coding region: 1-1344 (447 amino acids)
Source: RefSeq, a predicted model, not a curated record
AUGUCCCGCCCAAACUCCAAGCCCCCUGCCCACCUCCCCUUCUAUCAUAGACUCCUGUUCCCGACUUGUGCCCCAAAGCAGGUGCCGAGGCUUAUAGACGGCGAGGGCAAAGCCAUCGACGAGAUCAACGAAAAGCUAUACAACCUCAUAGCCCUAUCUCUACGCGCAUACAUCCUCUCAUGGUACACCCGCUUCACCAAAGACCGCACCCUCCUCCCCUCCAUCCACUCUACCAUCCUCCACCCCCUCCUCCACCCUGUCCUUCAGAGGGCGUAUGAUGAACCGGAGUGGCUGGGGGAGUGGGUGGUGUUGGAUCUGGGGACGGUGGUGGGGGUGCAUGUGAGGGUGUGGAAUGAAGCGAGGGGGGCGGUUGCCGUAUUUGGGGGCAACGUCGGGGACGCGUACCAUGCGCGAUUACCUCUUCCCUCCGUCUCUCCCUCUCCCUCUUCCCCCGGUGCACCAUCAUACACGCUCAACCCCACCUACCUAUCAGCCCUCGCAAACGCCAUCAUCCCCCAAAACCAGCCGGAUGUACAACAGCUCAUGGUGCGCGAAGUGCUCGCGCGCGCCGUACUCGGCGGAGGACUGAGGAGGCUGAGCUAUGGUUGGUUCUGGUACGCGCUCAUCUUGCGGUUUGUCGGUGAACCUGGGGAUCCCCUAACAUGGACUUUGUCCGAGCCUCCCACAGACCCAAAGCCCAAAACGCUCGACCAAAUCAUCCUCUCCCACAUCCACUCCCUCCUCUCCUCCCUCACCGCCCUCUACACCCUCAUCCUCUCCCUCUUCACACUAUACACCACCUCCCCUCCUCCUCCUACUCCACAGUUCCAUCACUGCUCCGACUCUUUUCUCGUGAUCGGGCGGGAGCUUUUAGGUAUAGAUGGGUUUGAGGGGGGAGGGAAGAAGUGGGGAAAGAGGUUGGUUUGGGGAGGGGUGGAGAUGGGGGUGGGGUUUGCAGCGCCAUUACUCGAUCGAAUCAUACCACACUUGAUCCAAACCCGCCUCACGCCCGAGCUCGCUCUCCGCCUGCUCGACCUCACCGAACGGCUUCUCUUCCCACUCGACGGUUACCCCGGUCCAUCACCUAUAGAUCCUUCUCCUGCAGAAGCAGCAGAUCUAAGAAACAAGUUGGAAAAGAGGCUUCAAGAGCUGAUCCCUCGGACAAUACAAGUUCUCCUCCUCCCUUGUAAAGACGAUAUAAGUAGGCUUCUGGACCCGAUCAGUGAUGCGGGGUGUAAUGCGCAUUUGAUCGGGAUGUUGUUGGAUGGUGUUGUGGGGGUGUUGAGGCCUGAUCUUGUCGUUGCGAAUGAGGAAAAGGCCCGCGCUGUCGAGACCGGACUAUAG